AGCUUUUGCAAUGGAAGAAAAAUCACCCAUAUCAUAAUUUCAAGACAAGAACCCAGAUUUCUAUGGUUGAUCUCUCUUGUCUUAUGAUCCAAGAUAAAGAAAGGAGAUUACUUUAAUUAGAAUAAAAAUUAUGCAAAUCUCCACAGUUUCCAUAAACCUGUUGCUGUUAGUAAUAGUACUUUCCUUGCUUAGCCCUGCAAUUGAAGCUCAGCAGCCUACUUAUCUGUACCACGAUUGUCCAAACACCACCACUUUCACCGUAAACAGCACUUACCAAGCCAACCGCAAUACCGUCUUAUCAUCGCUGUCGUCUAAUAGCACCCGUGGUGAUGGUUUCUACAACACAACCGCAGGUAGGAGCCCUGACAUGGUAUACGGUCUUUUCCUUUGCCGUGGGGAUCUUUCUACCAGCGUCUGCCAAGCGUGUGUCACCUUUGCCACCACCGAUAUUUCUCAACGUUGUCCCAACGAAACAAUGGCGGUGGUUUGGUACGACGAGUGCCUCCUACGGUACUCGAAUGGAAAUAUCUUUUCCGUUGUGGCAGGAGGACAUACAUUUAUAUUGCGUAGCAGUCAGAAUGUGACCGAUAACCAAGACCUUUUCAACCAGCAAGUCUUAGCUAUGAUGAACGAUACAGCAAACCAAGCAGCAAACACACCAGAAGGUGCUAAAAAAUUUGCGACUAGAGAGGAAGAUGUUAAUUUUUCAUCAACUUUUGAAGCACUGUAUACCCUUGGUCAGUGUACUCCGGACUUGAUAAGCAUGGAUUGCAAUAGAUGUCUGCGAAUGGUAAUAUCAACUCUUCCAACUGGAUGGCUAGGCGCAAGAGUGUUGAAUCCUAGCUGUAACGUUAGAUAUGAAACUUACCUGUUCUAUAAUCAAACAGGCGUUGCAUCUCCACCUUCUCCUCCAGCUCCAGGAGGGAAUGGCCGAAGAUCAUGGCCAAUAAUUGUUGCCAUUGUUGUUCCAAUUACUGUUUCCAUUUUGCUUUUAUUACUGAUGUGUUGGCUGUUAAAGAGAAGAGCAAAGAAGAAGUACGACACUAAUGUAGGGUAUGACAUAACCACCAUAGACUCCUUGCAGUAUGAUUAUUCCACAAUUGAAGCUGCAACAGACAAGUUUUCAGAUGCUAACAAGCUAGGCGAAGGCGGUUUUGGUGAGGUUUAUAAGGGUAUCCUUUCUAACCAACAAGAAAUAGCUGUUAAGAAAUUAUCAAGAGGUUCAGGACAAGGUGAUGAGGAAUUUAAAAACGAGGUCGUAUUGGUAGCCAAGCUUCAACACAGAUCUCUAGUCAGACUAUUGGGCUUUUGCUUGGAAAGAGAAGAAAGGAUACUAGUUUAUGAAUAUGCUCCCAACAAGAGCCUUGACUAUUUUGUUUUUGAUCCUGCAAAACAAGGACAAUUGGAUUGGUUGAGACGACACAAGAUAAUCGAAGGGAUUGCACGUGGAAUUCUUUAUCUUCACGAGGAUUCCCGGCUUAGAAUCAUCCACCGUGAUCUCAAGGCCAGCAAUAUAUUAUUAGAUGGAGACAUGAACCCCAAGAUUUCGGAUUUCGGCAUGGCAAGGAUUUUCGGGGUUGAUCAAACUCAAGGAACAACAAGAAAAGUUGUUGGCACCUAUGGCUAUAUGUCUCCGGAAUAUGCAAUGCAGGGACAAUUUUCGGUUAAAUCAGAUGCAUACAGUUUCGGGGUUUUAGUUCUAGAAAUCGUAAGUGGCCAAAGGAACAGUGAUUUCUACGAAACAGAAGGAGCUCAGGACCUCAUUAGCUAUGCAUGGAAGCUAUGGAAGGAUGGGAGAUCCCUGGAAUUGUUGGACCCUGUUCUAAGAGAUAAUUACUCGAGAAAUGAAGUCAUUAGAUGCAUCCAGCUCGGGUUAUUAUGCGUUCAAGAAGAUCCAGCUGACCGGCCAACAAUGGCCACCGUUGUUCUCUUGCUCCACAGUUACUCUGCCACACUACAAGUGCCUAAACAACCAGCAUUUGUGCUUCAGAGUAGAACAGAUGGGAGGAUGCCAGACAAGGGUCUUGAAUCUGAUCAAUCUACUAGUCGAUCAAUGCCAUCGUCUAACAAUGAGGCAUCUAUCACGGAAUUAUACCCUCGGUAAUGUGAGUUAUUAGAUGCAUCAUCAUGGUCUUCAACCUGAAGGUAGAUAGCUAUCUGCCAAUGUUGAUUAAGCUUUUGUUCCGCCUGUUUAUGAAUUAUUGUUGUAGUUAUUUACUUCCAAAAACCUUGAUAUUCCGUCUUAUUCUGGUUUUUUGGAUUAAUCCAUAAGAGGUGCUAAACUAUUACUCGGA
Messenger RNA from Gossypium raimondii (Peruvian cotton), 2294 nucleotides. Its product is annotated as cysteine-rich receptor-like protein kinase 10. Lineage: Eukaryota; Viridiplantae; Streptophyta; Magnoliopsida; Malvales; Malvaceae. The coding region runs from base 131 to 2104 and encodes 657 amino acids. The transcript is spliced from 6 exons. Gene Ontology annotation, biological process: protein phosphorylation. The record is from RefSeq and is a predicted model, not a curated record. Gene Ontology annotation, molecular function: protein kinase activity; ATP binding.